Tetrahymena thermophila SB210 is the source of this 354-nucleotide messenger RNA. RefSeq lists its product as hypothetical. Lineage: Eukaryota; Ciliophora; Oligohymenophorea; Hymenostomatida; Tetrahymenidae. The record is from RefSeq and is a predicted model, not a curated record. The transcript has 2 exons.
AUGAUUGAAUUAUUAUCUUUUUAUAUUUUCUUUUAAUUUAUUAUUUUCUUGGAGAAUCUAGAGAUUUCUUUUAUAUAAAUAAGAUUAUAAUUAUUAUUUAAAAUAAAUUAACAAAUUUCAUUUUUUUAUCAACAAAGUAAAUUCUUAUUUACAUAUAAUUUUAUACUAAAAAUAAACAAAAUAUUUUCAAAGUAGAAUUUUUAGUCUUUCUUUUUUAAAAAAUAUUUAAUAGAUUAAUGUUGCCUUGUUUCACAAGAUUUUUACUUUGUUUUGUCAUUAUUUAAAUUAGAUUUACACUUUAAAGAAUUCAAUUAUGGGUUUGUUGAGGUAUCUUUUAGUGGGAAACAACCUUGA